UCCAUUUUCUUUCCAAUGUGUUUUCAUCAUGUCCACAACCUCUCUCUCUCUCUCUCUCGAUUUUGACAAGCACACACAGCACACGUUGAGUUGAGGAGAAAUAUUGGUGGUGGAGUGUGGAGAGGGAAAACUGGAGAGAAAUGAGAAACAAGUAAUACAACACAACAAAGAGAAUGGCUGCUGCAUUCUCACCUUGUUAUAUUCAUAACUGCAAAAUCAAUCAUACUUCACCCCCUUCUGCUCUGCUGCCUCACUCAUUGACUCCAUCUUACAAUUCUCUUGUUUUCCAGGCUGCAAGGCUAUUAGGCCCUCCAGUAAGAUUUGAAGCAUCCAAGCUGAAAGUGCAGUUUGUAGGGGAAGAAGUGAGCAAGCAAACCAGAGUGGUGCCCAGAACCUACACUCUCUCCCACUGUGACUUCACUGCUCAUCUUACUCUAACCAUUUCAAACAUAAUCCCGCGCGAUCAACUCAAAGGCUGGUAUAGUAAAGACGACGUUGUUGCUGAAUGGACUAACGUCAAUGGUGAACUGUUCCUCAACAUUCACUGCUAUGUCAGUGGACCAAACCCUUUAUCCGCCAUGGCUGCAGAGUUAAGAUACCUAAUAUUCUCCAAGGAAUUGCCAUUGGUUCUUGAGGCCGUCUUGUAUGGAGACACGGAGUUUUUCAGAGAGCAUCAGCAACUGAUGGAUGCUUUAGUGAGAGUGUAUUUUCACUCUAGCUCCAACAAGUAUAACCGUAUGGAGUGUUGGGGGCCGUUGAAGGACGCCGCUCUGGGAAAGGGAGUAGAUAUGAUAAAUGGCUACUCAUAUGCAAGCAAGGAAACGUCACGUGCUCCCAAGUUCUGGGGGAGCCCGAAGUCGAUCUUUCAAGCACUCGUCACCUUCCUGCUGUAGAGAAGAAGAAGAAGAAGAAGAAGAAGAAGAAGAGCCAUGAGGUUUCGCGACAUACAAUUGGAUGACGAGUCGAGUUUCAUACUAGCAAGAGUUGUUUUCAAAGGUCAUUUGAUUCUUCUGUAUGUAACUUAUUCAGGUGAUUUCUUGACUGUCAAUUCAUGUUCAAAGAAGAUUAUUUCCUCAUUUUAA
This is a messenger RNA of Salvia miltiorrhiza (redroot sage), 1082 nucleotides long. Its product is annotated as magnesium dechelatase SGRL, chloroplastic. Lineage: Eukaryota; Viridiplantae; Streptophyta; Magnoliopsida; Lamiales; Lamiaceae. Bases 174 to 893 code for a protein of 239 amino acids. The record is from RefSeq and is a predicted model, not a curated record. The transcript has 5 exons.